Messenger RNA from Onychostoma macrolepis, 7228 nucleotides. It is a transcript of the gene sash1a, whose product is annotated as SAM and SH3 domain containing 1a. Bases 901 to 4908 code for a protein of 1335 amino acids. The record is from RefSeq and is a predicted model, not a curated record. Gene Ontology annotation, molecular function: protein binding. The transcript is spliced from 21 exons. NCBI's taxonomy places the organism in Eukaryota, Metazoa, Chordata, Actinopteri, Cypriniformes, Cyprinidae.
GCAGAGAGAAGAGACGCGCUCCUGCGCAGCACGCUCAGCAGACAGACAGCAGCCUGCCGUUACCGCAACAUUUACCUUCCUCGGCUUUGCCAAAAAUAAAAGUCACAAAGUUUCGGAUUAAAACGAUACGGAAAUAAAUUCUGCCUAUUUGUUUUAAGAAGCGCCAUGCCAGGGUUUCAUUUACCCCAAACUCUGACAAACUGACAGUUUUGACAGCGCGUGCCCAGAUUCAAACCGUGUCUGCUCACCGACCGUCGCCUCGCUGAGGAAAACCGAUCUUUUUCGCCGCCAACGCGAUUACGCUGUUCAUCAAAUAGUGGCAAGAAGUCUGAAACCACAUGUGCUCGUCUCCAAACCGGAGAGACGCGGUUUCAUUUGUCUUCAGAGAGGAAAAGAGUUGGCUUUAAGCCGUACUGACAGACACAAGGGAAGGAAGGACGGUCUCGUGAGAGCGCUGGAGAAGAGCAUUGGAAAUUCACGCGGUGCGUAAUAUUCAUGUUUCUUCUUGGCACUACUUCGCGAACAGUUUAAAUAAACGAGGGGAAAAUGUAGUCUUUGUGGAUGGUUAUCAGUAUAGCCACUUUAGACGCUAAUCGUUACCGGUGAAUGGCUCUUUAAACGCUGUGAAGGGGGGCGGUAGUUGUGGAGUAUAUGGCAAUGCCAAGUUGAAGGGUCUCGACAUUGUCGGUAUUAAUAAACGCUGAAGUGCCCAGCACCGUCUGUUUAACAUUUAUGGGCUCGUGGAUAUUUUCUAAACAUCUCCUGCUAUCAAAAAGUGGAGAGAAAUGCUGAAUGAAGAUGACGUUUUGACUGGGAUAUUCACGUAAACCGCAGGCGCACGCGCUGUCAGUAACCUGCUCACAAAGGUAAACGCACCUUUACGCUUAAACACCGUUCAAAAUGAUGACCAACGGACCCAACAUCGUCUACGAAUGGCUGAAAACCCUUCAGCUGUGUCAGUAUGUUGAGGCUUUUGUGGAUAACGGAUACGACGACUUGGAAGUUUGCAAACAAAUCGGAGACCCGGACUUGGAUGCCAUCGGGGUGUUCAUUCCGCACCACCGCCAGCGGAUUCACGAUGCCGUGCAAAGGUUGAAAGAUCACGAAAAGGAGACGGCCACCGGGCUUUAUUUCACCCUGGAGCCGAUGCCCCCGGUCUCCCCUAUAUACACGAUUCGCAUGGCAGAGCAAUGCGAGUCUAGGCUGCGGGGCUCCAGGUCAUGGACUGAGCAGAGCAGCGAUAGAGCGGCGCGCAGCGUGGGGUACAUGGGGGCGUCCAGGAAUCUGACGCUGGGGAACCGCAAGGAGCUGGAAGUCUACCCAAAACUGAAGCUGAAGAUCAUGAUCAGGGAUAAACUCAUUAGGGACGGGAUAAACCUUGCCAAGCAGCCAUACUCUAAUAAGGUAAGUUUGAAGCUUACAUCCUUCCUGUUUACCUUUACCUGUUUGGAUGGCUCUCUGGGUAAUAUAGAUGACCUGGCACAAGAGUACUCGGAGUACUACAACACAUACUUCAGCGACGUCAGCGAUCGGAUGGAGGAACUACGUAAGCGGCAAGUGUCUCAAGAGCUAGACAUGGAAAAAGCAGACACCAGCUUCAACUCUUCACAGCUACGCUCAGACAUCCAGGAAUCGUUUGGCAUCAGCAGUGAGGUGUCCACUCCAGAGACUGAGCGAAAAAUUCCUCUGCACAAAUCCAGCUCUGAAGAUGGAUCAGGAAAAUGGGACAACAAGAAGAAAAACAAAUCCUUCUGGCAGAACUUUCGAAAGUCACAGAAAGGGGUCACAAGGCAAACGUCAAAAGGAGAGGACAUUGGCUAUGUGGCCAGUGAGAUCACUAUGAGUGAUGAAGAACGGAUCCAGCUAAUGAUGAUGGUGAAAGAGAAGAUGAUCACAGUGGAGGAGGCGUUGGCACGGUUAAAGGAAUAUGAGAGGAACAGACAGUUGAGCAGCAGUACAGACACAGCAGAGUGGACUGAUGGAUCCAGUCCCACUGUUAACCUCUCCUCCGUCUGCAAUUCUGUGGAGCAGUCAGAUGAUGAGCAGGAGGACUCUGUGAAAUUCAAGAGGCUUCACAAGCUGGUCAACUCGACUCGACGUGUUCGCAAGAAGCUCAUCAAAGUGGAUGACAGCAAAAGACAAGGCUCACAAGAUUUGCUCAGUCUGGAUGCAGCUCCCUUAUGUGAUGAUAUAAACGCUCUGUACGCGGAAAUCCACAAGAAGCCGGCCCAGUGCACAGACUCUUCUUUGUCUUCUCUUGCCCAAGAGCAGCUCUCUCUGGAUGGGGACACGGACAGCCUGACCACCUCGCCCUCCACCAGUAGCCUUGACGCCUGGAAACCUGCUCACAAGUUAGUGAAGACCCCCGGCGCACAUCCCCACGGCCUGAUCCGCCCUCCGCGGAAGAGUAGUGCUGGAUCCGGACUGGGUGUAGUGGGGAGUAGUGGCUCCUCUUUCUCCGAAUUGGAGGUUCUGGGAGACGACAAUGCUAAAGUCUCCCGCUCAGCUACAGACGGAGAGAUGCGGAAGGCCUUGUCAUCUCUAUCACACGGGAGAACGUGUAGCUUUGGAGGAUUUGACCUGUCUAAUCGUUCCCUCCAUGUGGUCAACACGACCGAGCCUAGUGAGCAGGAGGCUCUGUACAGGGACGCUGUGAAAUCUCCCACCACGUCCCGUAUCUCUCUAGGAAAGAAAGUCAAGUCUGUGAAAGAGACUAUGAGGAAACGCAUGUCCAAGAAAUAUGUUGGGUCUCUCUCUGAACAGUCCAGUCCAGAUGCAACGCCCAGUUGUCCUCAGUCUCCUCAGCCAGACACAGACUCUCUAGAGAAGCCCAAACUCAAGGCAGGAGGGUCUGUAGAGAGUCUGCGCAGCUCCCUCAGUGGGCAGAGCUCCAUGAGUGGACAGACAGUGAGCACCACAGAUUCAUCAGCCAGCAACAGAGAGAGUGUGAGGAGUGAGGAUGGUGAUGAUGAAGAGCCUCCAUACAGAGGCCCUUUCUGCGGCAGAGCUAGAGUUCACACUGACUUCACACCGAGUCCAUAUGAUACAGACUCACUCAAACUUAAGAGAGGAGAUGUGAUUGAUAUCAUCAGUAAGCCGCCCAUGGGCACAUGGAUGGGUCUGCUCAAUAACAAGGUGGGCACGUUUAAGUUCAUUUAUGUGGAUGUGCUGGCUGAAGAAGAGGAGAAGCCUAAACGAGCGGUUCGGAGGAGGAGGAAGGGCAGGCCGCCCAAACCCAACUCAGUCGAGGAGCUUCUGGAGAGAAUCAACCUGAAGGAGCACAUGCCUACAUUCCUGUUUAACGGGUAUGAGGACCUGGACACAUUUAAGCUACUAGAGGAAGAAGAUCUGGAUGAGCUCAACAUCAAAGAUCCUCAACACCGUGCCGUACUGAUGACCGCUGUAGAACUUCUGCAGGAUUACGACAGCAGCAGUGAUCCGGAGCGCAGCGCCCUCUCUGGCUCUCAGGAGAAACUCCUCUGUGAGGGGCAUGGCCUCAUGGCCGACUCCCCACGGGACUCUGGUUGCUACGAAAGCAAUGAAAACCUAGAGAAUGGUAAGAGCCGCAAGGCGUCGCGCCACAGCCGUGGUUCAUCUGGAUUUGAUUGUGGGGGUGUAAAGUCUCCAGACUAUCCCACUCUUCCCAUGACUCACUCCACUGAAGCUCUUCAGCAGCAGGCCAAAAAGGAACGCAAAUUCCCGAAGACUUUUCUGCCCCGGCCCAUAAAGGGUUUCAGUCUGCGAAGCCUCGGGCUCAAGAAGGGCUCCAAAGCAGGACAGACCUCCUGCAUACCGGUCAGCCGAAGCUGUGAGGAGUUGGACGGUCCCCAAGAGACCCUUGAGUCUUGGAAGCGCUCGCAUUCUCUGGGGGAUAUACACUGGGAGCAGGCCUUCGAUCAGAGGAAGGACCAGAGUGGCAGUGAGGAUAAAGGCAGGCCAGAGAGCAACAAAAAGGAUGCAAAGGCCGAUCCUGUAGAAUCAAAACUGGACCCGUCUGGAAGAGAGACGGGCUCACUGCAGAGACCUAUGGUUCCCACACAGCUUCCUCUCAGCCCGGUCGGUCCAUUGCCUGCUGCCCAGACCUCAAACCGCCAACCGGUUUCUGCCCCGACUAGCCCCGCUCCACGGACUCACCCUAAAAAGCCACCUGUCCCACCUCCUGUGCCUGCUAAAAAGUCCAAAGAACGUCUGCCGAAUGGUCUGCGCCAUCCUCCGCUAGUGCUGUCCGGUUCGGUGCCAAAUACGCCAACCCUACCCCCAAAACCCAUUUACACCCCAACCACUCCCUCCGAGAGUUCCCCAUCAACCCCAUUAUCUCCAAGUGAAUCUGCAGCAGCUCUGAGUCCACCCUGGCUGUCUGACCUACCUGAAUCAGCAUGUCCUCAGAUCCACGGAGCUAAAGUUGCCCUCAGCAGGAAGAUCUCCCAUGCCAAAAUGACUGACCUGGAGACUCUGCUGGAGGACAGGAUGCGCUUGGAAGGCAUUGACCUCACCGAAGAGCCGUACUCUGAUAAACACGGCCGCUGUGGUAUUCCUCAGCUCUUAGUACAGAGGUACUCAGAGGACUUUCAGCAGCCAGUGAAGGACGUGGUGUCCAGUCUGGAUCAGAUCAGAGUUAAACAACUCCGCAAGGAGCACCGCAUGGCUAUUCCCUCGGGAGGUUUGACUGACAUGUGUCGGAAGCCAGUGUCUCCUGUUCACGUGAGCUCAGUGUCUGAUUGGCUCGUGUCGAUUGGAAUGCCCAUGUAUUCUGCCUCUCUAUUGGCUGCAGGCUUUGACACGCUGGAUCAUGUGUCAUCCUUAAACGAGGCGAAAGCGAGGGAAGCAGGCUUGAAGGAGGAUCAUCACAUACGUAUUCUUCUCAGUGAAGCCCAACUUGUCACAGCCAACAGCUCAGGACAGUCAUAAUACUAACAUGAGCUGUUAUGAACUUGACUAAAUGGAUAAAAUUUUGCUGGUGAAGAGAGACCUGGACAACAGCUGCCGAAUUUUCUCCCACCUUUUUGUCUUAUCUCAGCCUUUUGGCAUUUUCAGAAAUGACUGAUCUGACUUCCAAGGACUGUUAUUGUGGGCCUAUCAACAGAUGUUUCCAUAGAAACAUCUAGUUUUGGCCUGAAACAUCCGCCUGUCGAAAGAAAGCACACUUUUUUCUGAGAAUUUAUGCUUUUGUAUGAAUUUAGAGAUUGUUCUGAACCCCUUUUUCAGGAAGUGUGAGAUUUAUUUAGGAAAAAAAAAAAAAAAACUGUAAAAGAAAAGUUUUUAGUGCUUAUUGAAGCACGUGAGUAUCAAGAGUAUGUCACCUGGCCAAAGCAAUGUCAUUUCAUGCAGGUUUGUUAAUAUAAUAUUACUUUAUCUCUCAAAGCAUACAGUAUGUAUAUUGGUGAGUCAUUCCCAAAUGCAUGAUGUUGCCAUAUGGGGAUAUUCAGAGCAAUGCACAUUUUGAUUUCAGGCCAAUAGUUGGUCACGGUUUUAGCAAAUAUGUACUAUGUUUGUAAAAAAAAAAAAACAAAAAAAAACACUUUCAUUUGUUUCUUUCUUCAAGGUUACAUUUUAGCAUCACUCCUUAUAAUCCGCUUAAUAUAAUACUGUAUAUUCACUGCACAUUAAAUCUUCCCAGUCUUCUUAACACACAAUAUUCAACACGCAUCACUUACUCGGCUGUUGCGGCAUAUCAAAGUUUAUUACUCUAUCAAUUUAUGUUGCCUGUUAUCUUAAAAAAGAUACUCCUGCAUAUCGUGUACCUCUUAUCAUACUCAGCUCUGAUGCCAGUGAUGCAUCACACAGCUGUAAUAUGCUUGCUGGAGUGAAAUGUGUACAGGUUUUUAUUUUUGUUUUAUUUCCUUUUCUUUUGUCCCAGAUUGCCUUGCACUUUGACUAGGGUGUUGAAGACAUUUUGAAUCAUAGAAAAAGCCUUGAGCUCUUGAAAGCACACAGUCUUAGCCUUAAAAUACAAGUAAAUCAAAUCAGAACUGAUAGUGACUAACUUAGAGGAGUGUUCCAGUUACAUUUGCAGACUGGAGAUUCACCCAUGAGUUAAGUGUUCAAAAUUGGGAAGAAGAAAUAUCCAAUGAAGCAUUAUUUAUUUUUGUCAUUCAGAACACAAUGAUAAUGUGUUUCAUGGGGAAUAAGGUGCUAUGGACUUAACUUUGCUUACACGCAUCUGGUGAUUCUCUCAGAGAUGUGUGUAAAGACAGACAGCAUCUGGCUCCUAAAUGAAAACUGAGCGUGAAGUGCAACAUUAGCUGAUGUCUGUUACGUCACUUAGGCAUUAGCAUGACGCCAUCCCUGCUUACAGAUUUAAAGCAUUACGUCACUCCAAAUUAAGCACAAUGAAGCGAGUUUCUCCCACAAUCACUCUCAGGCUGUUUUUGAGCAGCUAGGGUGAAAACUCAACUCUUUUCAGCACAGUUGCUUCUGCAAAUCCUUUGGUUUUUGAUUUACAAAAAGACACCAGCCAUGCGGUUUUAGGAAAUGGUGUUUUUGAAAGCUUGCUUUAGAAUUGUAUUCCUCCCUCAUGCCAUUUACUCUUUUGUAUCUAACGCAGCACAAUUUAUAGGCCGUAAUGCGCAAGGUUUUAAUGAACGUUUUAAGCAGUAGAGAAUCGAUGGAUUCCCUUUGUAUCAGAAUGGAUGCCUUCAAAUUGCUAUCAGAUGAGUGCUUUGAUAACAAUGAGGCUUUUUAUGUGAUUAAAAUCGAAAAAUAUAUUCAUGAAAUGUUACUGUAAAAAUGCACUUUAUUAAAGAAUGAAAGUUGUUUUUUAAUUCCAUUGUGGAGAAAAUGAGAUUACAAAUUGACACAUUUACAGUUUUUUAAAGUUUGUUUUCAGGUCAGAUGUUGAGGUGAGCUGUUUAAAUAUCAAAUCUCUGUUAAAAAAGAAUUAUAAUCACUUGUUAAUUAAUUACAGAACUAACCAUGACCAGUUAAUUAUUUCAACUUAAAUGAUAUAAAACUGGGUCUUAAAUACAUUGAUAUUUAAAUAACUUAUUUUUGCUUUUACAUCAAAUGUAAUUAUUAGCUGUACUAUACAUCAUAGAGCAAUACUCUUUCACCUAUAGUUAGUUAGUGACAUGCUCCAGUGACCAUUGUAAAAUAUAUGUAUAAAAAUGAUUUUAUCUGGUUUAAGUUCGCUAAUGAUUGUCUAUAAAGGUUUUGCUUGUGUAUUUACAAACAAAAAUGUCUUAAAAUAUUUGUCCCUUUGAGGUGUAAUAAAAAAAAAGAAUAUCCUACA